CUUAGGGGCUCAGCGAUGCCCUCGCCACCAGCCUGCGGCUCCCACGCAUCGCCCAUGUCCCCCCCCCUCGCCCCAUCCCACGCUGCCCCCCCCCACGCCACCGCUCAACCUCUGACAUUGCUUCUACAGGGCACGCUUUUGAGAAAACAUGGCAAGGGGACAGAGAAGGGCACGCAGAUGAUCUUCAACGCGGCCAAGGAGCUGGGGCAGCUCUCCAAGCUGAAGGACCACAUGGUGCGGGAGGAAGCCAAGAGCCUGACCCCGAAGCAGUGCGCCGUGGUGGAGCUGGCCCUGGACACCAUCAAGCAAUACUUCCACGCCGGCGGCGUGGGGCUGAAGAAGACCUUCCUGGAGAAGAGCCCCGACCUGCAGUCGCUGCGCUACGCCCUGUCCCUCUACACCCAAGCCACCGACCUCCUGAUCAAAACCUUUGUGCAGACCCAGGCUUCGCAGGGUAGGCUCCCCCCCCCCCCCACCCCCUGGCCUGCUUCUCCCCCUCCCACCCCUCCCAGGGCCGUAUCCUGCCCCUGUCCUGGUGUUACCGGGGUCCCGGAGGCUGCGGACGUGAGGCUGGGGUGGGUUUGAUGAGUUUUGUGAACA
Molecule: messenger RNA, 600 nt
Organism: Oxyura jamaicensis (ruddy duck)
Lineage: Eukaryota; Metazoa; Chordata; Aves; Anseriformes; Anatidae
Product: protein unc-13 homolog A-like
Exons: 4
Coding region: 16-585 (189 amino acids)
Biological process (GO): synaptic vesicle maturation; neuromuscular junction development; dense core granule priming
Cellular component (GO): neuromuscular junction; plasma membrane; presynaptic active zone cytoplasmic component
Molecular function (GO): syntaxin-1 binding; calmodulin binding; diacylglycerol binding
Source: RefSeq, a predicted model, not a curated record